Cylas formicarius (sweet potato weevil) is the source of this 691-nucleotide messenger RNA. RefSeq names its product HIG1 domain family member 1A, mitochondrial-like. Lineage: Eukaryota; Metazoa; Arthropoda; Insecta; Coleoptera; Brentidae. Gene Ontology annotation, biological process: mitochondrial respirasome assembly. Gene Ontology annotation, cellular component: mitochondrion. The record is from RefSeq and is a predicted model, not a curated record. Bases 150 to 431 code for a protein of 93 amino acids. The transcript has 3 exons.
UAAACGGUACUGUCAAAUUUUCCAUAAGCAAUCGAGGUUAUUUUCAAGAUCCUAAGUUAUCAAUUCUUACGUCAUUGGCAUUGGAACGUCCUGUGGUUUAUAAAGCCUUGGACGUGAUUGUCGCAAAAAGACGUUCAAAGUGAUCCAGUAUGAGUGAGAAUGUUUUAUAUCACCAAGAGACCCAGUCUGAAAAGUUGGCACGAAAAACCAAGGAGACACCAUUUUUUCCAAUAGCUAUUGGAAUCUGUGCAUUGGUGGUGGGUUAUGGAGCUUACGCAUUUAAAAACAAGGGGAAAAUGAGCACCAGCGUGUACCUGAUGCAUCUCCGAGUUGGUGCCCAGGGAGCAGCCGUUGGAUCGCUUACAUUAGGUCUAAUUUAUACUAUGAUCAAAAACCAAAUGGAAAGAAAUGAAUCUGCGGCAAAGAAAUAAUAAAGAAUAAAACUAUUUAAAUUCAAGUUCUGUUAGUGCAAAGUAUUACAAAAUUAUGUGCGGUUGAAAUUUGUCACUAUAGUUUCUUCCAGAAAAAGUUAAAAUAAUUUGGGUUUAGACAAUUUUAUUGAUUGUGAUAUUUAUUUAUUAACAAGUUGUUAAAUGACUGUGUUAGAUGUACUUACUCUAACUAGUGGAUACACUCAAAUAAAUCAUUGUAUUUAUAACUUUUUAAAAAAAUAUAUUUAUUUUUCUGAUUA